Molecule: messenger RNA, 1543 nt
Organism: Rhincodon typus (whale shark)
Lineage: Eukaryota; Metazoa; Chordata; Chondrichthyes; Orectolobiformes; Rhincodontidae
Gene: alg9
Product: ALG9 alpha-1,2-mannosyltransferase
Exons: 11
Coding region: 133-1362 (409 amino acids)
Biological process (GO): protein N-linked glycosylation
Cellular component (GO): endoplasmic reticulum membrane
Molecular function (GO): alpha-1,2-mannosyltransferase activity
Source: RefSeq, a predicted model, not a curated record
GAAGGGGCUCCAGAUAGAUGCAGCAACAGCUUUGCAACGCGACCGCUCCGAGCGUGCAUUUUGAGCCUCUCUGCCUGCCGUAUGAGGGACGGGCUGAGCCUCGCCGGUUACCGUAGUCUCGGUUGACAGGCAAUGGCCUCGAAGCUGAGGCACCGAGCCAGCGGCAGGGGGGCAGCCUCUAGCCGGCAGUCGCAGGACGGGAGCCUGCCUCCCGGGGGAGAGAGCAGCCGGCUGGCCCGAGGGGAGAGCAAGGCGGAGGACAAAGGCCCAGAGAGCAGGGAGGGGCAAUCAGGUGCUAAAGCAGGACAAGUGUGGGCACCCGAGGGUUCUACAGCCUUUAAAUGUCUCAUCUCUGCAAGGUUCUGCGCAGCAUUACUCAGUAACAUUUCAGACUGCGAUGAAACAUUCAACUAUUGGGAACCAACACAUUUUUUGCUGUAUGGAACGGGAUUCCAGACCUGGGAAUACUCUCCAGCCUAUGCCAUUCGCUCCUACGCUUAUCUUUGGCUACACGUUUUACCUGCUUGGUUCCAUGCAAGAGUUCUGCAAACCAACAAGGUUCUUGUCUUCUAUUUCUUACGAUGUCUCUUAGCCUUUUUCUGCUGCAUUUGCGAGUUGUACUUUUACAAAGCUGUUUGCAAGAAGUUUGGGCUCCAUGUCGGGCGAUUAAUGUUGGCGUUCAUGGUUUUGAGUACUGGGAUGUUCUGCUCAGCAGCUGCAUUCCUCCCCAGUAGCUUCUGCAUGAACACAACUCUAAUUGCAAUGACUGGCUGGUUUACAGAUACGAAUGCUGUGGCUAUACUGGGAGUGGCAGCCGGAGCCAUUUUGGGAUGGCCCUUCAGUGCAGCCCUUGGUUUGCCAAUAGCAUUUGACCUGGUGGUACUGAAGAGAAGGUUCCAGAGUUUUUUUAUAUGGACGGUGGUGGCUUUGCUGCUCUUUCUGCUCCCCCUUGUUGUAGUGGACAGCUAUUACUAUGGAAAGUUGGUGGUUACUCCCCUGAGAAUAAUUAUUUACAACGUUUUUACCCCACACGGACCUGACAUUUAUGGUACUGAGCCAUGGUCAUUCUAUUUCAUCAAUGGAUUCUUGAAUUUCAACGUGGCUUUUGCUUUGGCUCUCUGUGCUCUGCCUCUAACUGCCCUCAUGGAGUUCUUACUGCAAAGGUUUAAUGUGCACAACCUUGGCCGUCCCUACUGGCUGACCCUUUCACCCAUGUAUAUCUGGAUUCUGAUAUUCUUCACUCAACCUCACAAAGAGGAGCGUUUCUUAUUUCCAAUCUACCCCCUCUUCUGCCUCUGUGGGGCAGUGGCUCUCUCUGCUUUACAGGGGUCACUGGGUAGCAUUUGGAGGCAAGAAUCCUGAGUCAUUUGCACUUCUGCCUACUGUGGGUGCUGCUUCUAGCUGGCAUCUUCAUAUCUGCCCUGGAUAAAGACUAUUUUUAUCCUCUUAUCACGUCAAAAAUGGGGCAACGUAGGACUGGACAGUAAUUUUACUUAAUAUCACUGAUUGAUGUUCUCUGUGCACUCAGAUGGUAAUGAUUCCU